ACUCUAGGAGGAGGUGGCUCGCCCAGCGGUGGUGCGCGAUACAGCGCUCGGACCUUCCGCACCUGUCGCACACACUUGUGCCUUCCUCACAGCAGCGCUGACGCCGACUUACUGGUGACGCGUGACUUUCGAUCUCCUGGUCAUGGCCUACCCGGGAUACGGAGGGGCGUUUGGAAACUUCGGCGGUCAGAUUCCAGGGAUGCAAGUGCAAAUGGGCCAGCCUGUGCCAGGCGCAGGGCCCAAUAUGUUCUCUGGUGGUUACCCUGGGUACCUUACAUACUCUGACAGCUACUCCCCUGCCGAUGACUCCAUGUGGACUUACUUCACGGCUGUUGCUGGGCAGGAUGGUGAGGUGGAUGCUGAAGAGCUGCAGAGAUGCUUGACACAGUCUGGAAUCAGUGGAUCUUAUGCUCCUUUCAGCUUGGAAACCUGCAGAAUUAUGAUUGCCAUGUUGGAUAGAGACUACACAGGAAAAAUGGGAUUCAACGAGUUCAAGGAGCUUUGGGCAGCUCUCAAUGCCUGGAAGCAGAACUUCAUGAGCAUUGACCAGGAUCAAAGUGGCACCGUAGAGCAUCAUGAGCUGAGUCAAGCCAUCGCGCUCAUGGGUUACAGGUUGAGUCCACAGACAUUAGCAGCGAUUGUUAGACGCUACAGCAAGAAUGGCCGGAUUUUCUUUGAUGACUAUGUCGCCUGCUGUGUGAAGCUCCGUGCCCUCACAGAUUUCUUUAGGCGAAGAGACCACUUGCAACAAGGGAUCGUGAACUUCAUGUAUGAAGAUUUUUUGCAGGGCACCAUGACAAUUUGAAAGCCUAGCAUUCCAAAGGUGGAGACAGACUGCGAAUCCUUCUGCUUCAUUGAAACAGACUGGACUACCUAAAAUUAAAAGCUCGCGGAACUUUUUUGUAUACCUUCCUGUGAAAGCACCCCCUUUCUUUUAUUUAACCUUAAAGCACAGUUCAAUGCAAUAACUUUUGUAUUUGGGAUAUAUUAUUUUUGGAAAAGUUAUGAUGUUGCAGAUAUAUGCACACUCUCUUGGAAUGAACUAAUGGUGUGUAGCUAACCGUUACCAGCGUACCUGAGCCUUAGUUCUUAACAAUUGAGCAUGUCAGAAUGUAGUCAUGUGACAGGUUGUCUUUGAAGCCAAAUAAAGAAAGUCUAGAUUAUCUAAAGGCUACAAGUUAUAGAUUUUGUUGGUACCUGUGGGUGUUUCUGGGAGUGAGUCAGAGGGGACAUCUGCACUUUGUGCUGUCUUUGGGUUUUGAUAAACGGUCAGAGAACAUAACACAUAUUCUUUCCUGUGAAUGAGGGAUCUGUAGCUCCUAAGACUGUGUCCUUCCUAGAUUCUGUCAGCCUAGAGCAGUAGGCAUUGUCUCACCAUCUUUGUUGCAUUGUUUAUUGUCUACAAUAUGUUUUAUCAUCUUCCACUAUUGCCUUUGUUUUUAAACUUCAAUUUUUUUUGUGUUUUGUGAGACAGGGUCUCUCUGUGUAACCCAGUGGAACAGAAACUCGUGGACCUCCUACCUUGUGCCCCAUUGUUUGCAGAAAUUCAAGACUUGCAAACCCUUGGCCAUACUAAAGAUUUCAACUGAAGAUGCCUUUCUCUUUCAUUAGUGAAGGCAUAGAUAACCUGAAAUGUCAACUGUCUUUGAAUCAAGGAGUUUUGAGGACUGGGUCAUUUUAGUGAUGGGUCAGCAUUCAUUCACCUUUUUUUCUGUUACAGCCUGGUGCUGCUCCUAGUGAAUGGCAACAGUUUAAAGAAAAGCAAGUAAUCUGUUACUGUUUAACUGUUCAGAAAUUCUAUGUUGAAUUGGUAGUGUGGACGUGUGUGUGUGUGUGUGUGUGUGUGUGUGUGUGUGUGUGUGUGUGUGUGUAUCAAAACCCACCAAGAAGGGUUUUGAUAUUUUUCUCUUAUAUUUUUCCCCCUCCUCCUCCUCCUCCUUCUCUUCCUCCCCCUCCUCCUCCUCCUCUCCCUUCCUCCUCCUCCCCCUUCCUCCUCUUCUCCCUUCCUCCUCCUCUCCCUUCCUCCUCCUCUCCCUUCCUCCUCCUCUCCCUCCUGCCCCUCCUCCUCCCCUUCUUCUACCUCCUCCUCCUGCUUAUGGAAAGCAGCAUUCCUGGUGAAAUUUUCUGUAAAGAUUUCAAGGAGUGACUAGGUUCUUUGCAUUAAGUUGUCUGCUCUAAGAUGUCAGAGUUAGUUUAAUUUCUGAAUUUUCAUGUAUUUUAACUAAAUAUACUCUAGCUGAAUUCAGAUGCAAAUAGAUAAAAUUUUAGUUUAGCUUGUGGCAAAAUUGAAUAUUUGAAACAGAACUUCUUGAUUUUUAAAAAUAUUUUUUAAAGAAAACUCCCCCAAAGUGCAACCUCUUUUUAUAAAUACAGAAAACUUAACAAUUAGCUUUUACUUCAAAAGAUCCUGGAAAGGAAAUGAUGUCUAAUCACUCUGACAUUGAUUAAUAUGUAACUUGAUAUCAAACCCACUCUGUCAGUUUUCUAAGGAUAGGUCAGUGAGUAAUCCACACACACUGCCCUCUGCCUGCUCGUUCAUGACCAUAUACUCAGUAGCCUGAAGCAGCAUUAAGAGAACCACUGAAUGCAGAAUCUGAAGCUGUGAUAGAACACAGAAGCCACAUCAUGAUGUUGCAAGUCACUGAGCAAUGUACACCCUUAAUGUAUAAGUGCUUUUAUUUGUACAGUAAACAUGUUUCCAUGUCGCUUUGAGAAUUUUUAAAUAAACAUUCAAAUAGCUUGCUGUAAAGUUUUGUAUCAUACAAAAUUUGUUACGUAUCUACUGUAAUGAGAUGCUUCAGUUCAAACAGCGGUGCAUUAAUUCAACCAUUAUCUAAAAGAUUGCCAAAUGGGUAAAUGUCACGUAUUGCACUUCUAGUCUGAGUGGCAGUUUACACAUUUUAAAUUACAUCAAGGGAAAAUCAAUACUAUGGGAAUCUUGAUUUGGUCCACUUUAAAUGUAUUUUAAGGACUGUGCUCAUUAACCUAUUUUAGGCAUGCAUUCAGAAAAGGAAAGUUAACAAAUAUAUAUUCAAGUUAUAUAUUUAUUUCCAGAAAAGGCCUUUAGCCUGGAAGAAAGUAGAAUUUAUCAAGGUAGUUUAAACUCUGUGCAAUUAAAAAAAUAACAAAAAUCAAUUUGUGGUAUUUCUUUAAUUAAAAUAUACAAAUCAUGUUCACUUGUAACCUUAUGAUAUUACUAAUUGAACAACCAAAAUAAAUACUAUUUGUGAGAAA
Molecule: messenger RNA, 3234 nt
Organism: Rattus norvegicus (Norway rat)
Lineage: Eukaryota; Metazoa; Chordata; Mammalia; Rodentia; Muridae
Gene: Gca
Product: grancalcin
Cellular component (GO): membrane; endomembrane system; cytoplasm
Molecular function (GO): calcium ion binding
Source: RefSeq, marked validated